UUCAGAGUCUGGAGCUUGUGAGGAGGACGGGAUAAUUGAACACACCACUGGAUUCUGUAUUUCUACCAAACUGAAACAGAAAAGAAAAGCAGCAAAGGGAGGAUUACUCGGAGGCAGAUGAUGAUAUGGAAGCAGUGAUCUGAUCAAUCCUCUAAAUCACCUAUACACAGUUUUUUUACUUGGAUUUUAACCAUGGGACCAUAUGAGGCAGGAUUGCAGAAGAGAAGCCGAACCAAAAGUUGUGGGGAAUAUCAGCACUCCAACAAGACUUUCUCUCAGCGCAGACAGUCAGCACCUUCUGUUAUUCUCAGCAAAGCCCUUACAAAGUCAAAAUCUGUUGCAAGGGAUUGCACAUCUCAGGUUAGCCAGGACAUUUUUGCCCUGAUCCAGUCUCUGCUCAGCCCAACCAGGAAACUCAUUUGCCAAGGAAAUGUGGUGCUGCAGACAGGCCUUCAAAACCAGGACAGAUUCCUGAUCCUCUUCAAUGAUCUUCUCAUCAUCACCAAGGCCAAGUCAGUAAUGCAGGUGAAGCAGAAGAAGUGUGUGCGUGUUAGUGAGAUGUGGACAGCCAGCUGUGUGGAUGAGGUGUGUGAGGCCAGUACUGCUUCAGAGAGAAGCUUCGUCAUGGGCUGGCCAACUUACAACUGUGUGGCUACUUUUAGCACUUCAGAAGAGAAAGACAGGUGGCUGCCUCUCAUUGAAAGUUGCAUACAAGAAGAAAAAAAGAGUGAUGAUCCAAAGAUGAUUCCACUCAAGAUAUUUGCAAAGGAUGUUGGGAACUGUGCCUAUGCAAAGACUCUUUUUAUCAGCAACACAGACUGCACCUCUGAUGUCAUUAGCACAGCACUGCAACUGUUUGGUCUUUCGGGUGGAGUAAAAGAUUACAAGUUGUGGGUGUGUUCAAAACAAGAUGAAACUCCAUACCCUUUAAUUGGUCAUGAGUGUCCUUACAGCAUUAAGAUGAGCCACAUUCGCCUGCUGCAGCAAGAGGCAGUAACAUCAUCCUACAGCCAGAUGGCGCUUUUGCCAAUUGAUGCUCUCUGUCAGUUCUUCCUGAGGCCCAGUCAAAUAAACAGCACCUUCACAGAACAGAAAAGCAGGAGGAAGAGGAUGUCUCUUAUUAGCUGGGCUUUUAAACGAAGCUUCAACAUUGAACAGGCUGUCCGAUCCGAAUCUCCUGGCCCAACUAUAACACAAGCUUCUGGACAUCUGUUUGGUCGACCACUCAGUGAUGUAAUAAAAGACAAUACCCUGCCAUCACCCAUUGUGGACAUGCUGAAGUGUUUGUGCAGUGAAGGGGCCGUGACGCGUGGGAUAUUCCGGCGAUCUGCUGGAGUGAAGGCCUGCCGAGAAUUGAGGGAAAAACUAGAUUCUGGUCACUAUGAAGAGCCACUCAGUGGAGAACCUGUACUUGUCACUGCUUCAGUGUUCAAGGAAUUCUUACGCAAUAUACCGGGCAGCCUAUUGUGUGAGGAGCUCUAUGAGCAAUGGCUCCAAGCAGUGGAGCAGGAUGGUGAAAGAAAUGGACAAAUAACAGAGAGAAACCUGCUACAAGAAGUUCAGAGGCUUGUUCAGCUUUUACCUAAAGAAAAUCUCCUGCUGCUGAGACACAUGAUAGCAAUGCUGCAUCACAUUCAGCUAAAUGCUGAGCACAACCAGAUGACCUCUUUUAACCUGGCUGUGUGUAUAGCACCUAGCUGUCUGUGGAAUCGCAAACUACAAUCUCAUGAGAAAGAUGCCAAAAAGGUGUGUGACCUUGUGCAUGUCUUGAUUGACAACUGCUGUGCGUUGUUUGGGGAUGAAAUAAUAACCCUCUUAAAGGAUUUGACUGAAGACAAUAGAAGCAAACACGGAUCAGUUGGGUCCCUGCAGCAGAUGUCAGAUUCAGGUUAUGAGAGUCUAAAGAAUGAGGUUAAUACUGACCCAGAGGACAUUUCUAAGACCCAUCUUCUUAAAGACAGUCGUAGUAUGGACUCACUCAUGUCACUGAGUGAUUGUGACCUCGAUUGUCCAGAAAACGACUUGCUGUCUUCCAUCCCACAGGCACAGAUCAGAAACUGUACAUCCGCAGUGCGUCAACUCCGAUCCCUGAAACUACACAGACACUCCAUGUCCACCAUUGCUUUGACUUCUCAUGAGCAGGAAAUAACCAUAGAAAGUGGAAUACAUGAAGAGUUUAAGAGACCUGAUGAGGUCAAUGAUAAUGUGUUCAUGGAUCAAAACUUUCAACAACUGAAUUUCAUGAGAGAAAAACAAACUCCACCAACCUCCAAUGUAUCAUCGCCAGUGACUUCAUCGACAUACUCACCUGUGAGUUCAAUAGACAGUCCAUCUUCUCUGUCCACCCGAAAGACCCUUCAUUCUGCUCAAGAUUCUCCAGCCAAGGUUGAUUUACUCACUCAAAAUGGCACAGAUUACCAACAUCCAGACAGCUUGCCCAAUGAGAAAUUAUCUCCACCAAAUUAUCAGAGGAACUUCACUGAUAUUAAUGCCCAAAUGCCCAAAAAUCCUCCUCCUUAUCAGCAGGCCUUACAAAAGCUCAACCGAAAACAAUUCUCACAGACUCCCACUCAAAAGUCUUUACAUAAAGGAAAAGGCAGUUUCUACAAAGGGCCAAGGAGCCCCAAGCACAGCCCUUUAGGAGACCCCAAGUAUUCCCCUGAAUCUCAGACCAUCAGAUUUAACUGUCAAACCAGGACUGAAGAAGAGGUCAAGCUACCACAGAGUGUGUUUUAUGGACAGAGUUGCAAGUUGACGGUGCACAAAACCAGGGGACAGAAUGCAGGUUUGAAGUCUACCAAACUUUCGGGGAAGCAGUAUAGGUUUAAAGCACUUGAUUUGCACCCUUCCUCUGGAAAAAUAGUCAGAGAUUACUUUAUGGAUGGUUCUCCUCUCAGAGAGAAGCAAGCUGUUGGGAGAGGCCAAAAGCUCAGCUGUUGCAGUAGUAGCCAGUGGAUUGUGUGAACAAGUAAUUAACAAUUACACGCUCCAAAUUUAUUUAUUACCAAACACCCUAGUUGGUAAUCAAAUACCAUGUCCUUUGUUUUUUAAUUCAACUUCAGAUUAUGAGUGCAACUCCAUUUAAACAGUGUAGAAACCUCCUAUCAAUAGUCUGAUUUGUUAUUAUCUGUUAUUAAACCAAUCAAUGUAGUAUCAUCUGCAAACUUAAAAAUCUGCACUGAUUUACAAUGUGAAACACAAUCAUUAGUUUAGACCGAAUACAAUAAUGGUGACAGUACACAUCCUUGUGGGGCCCCCACGCUAAUUGUCUCAAGUCUUGAGAAUGUAUUAUCAAUUUGAACUACUUGUGUUUUGUUCUGCAAAAAAUCCAAAAUCCAAAGAGCAAGGGAGUGUUCAAUCCCCAAUUGCUUAAACUUAUCAAAAAUUUUAACUGGAAUAAUUGUAUUAAAUGCAGAUUUAUAGUCCACAAAAAGGACUCUGACAUAAGUAUUGGGGGUUUCAAGUUAUUACAAAAUUGAAUUGAGACGCAGAGCCACAGCAUCAUCAAUGGAGCUAUUAGCUUUAUUGGCCUAAUUGGUGAGAAUCCAAACAGAUUUUAGAAAUUAGAUGCCAAAGCAUCAAUCGCUCAAAGAGUUUCAUAGCAACUUAGGUUAGGGCCACUGGUAUACAACUUUUUUGACUCUGGAAUCAUAACAGCUGUUUAAAACAUGCUGGGAUAUUCUCAUUUUACAGUAUAAUUUCAUUUUAUUAAUACUUGCUGUUUGAGCUUUAUAAUGCCUUUUUUUGUUGAAAAUAUUUAUAAGCAUUAGAACAAUCUGCAUGGGAUUUUAUUGUACUUACAUUAAAAAACUCACUUUUCCUCCUUAUGCAAGUUAAACUGAAGCAUUUAAAACAUUCAAAAAUAGCACACACGUAAAAUCCAAAUUAUAAAAUGACCUUUUCAGGAUUACAUUCAGUAGGGGUAUUAGGGCUGUCACGAUUCCACAAUUAAACUCAAAUAUUCAAUUAUAUUAUCAUCGACUAUAUUAUCAUCGAAUUCCACAGACAACUUCAAAAUAAAAGUUUAAACCCUUGCUCUGAGUUUGAAUGGUUUGACGUCCACAUGUUCUUUUUAAAGAAAUGACAGUGGCUGGCCUUGCAUUGCUAUCACAGAGAUAUGGUGCAAAUCUAAAAUAUUAAUUGGACAUUUUAAUUAAAUAUGGUUAAGUCAAUAUUUUAAACAAGGAUUAGUUUGUGCUGUAAAUUGUAAAAAAAAAAAAAAAAAACUAUUGCCAGGCAGUUUGUGCUCUUUGCAGGCAUUUGAUAUAAUACAUCAUGUACAAAAGACAAAAGUGAUUAAUUCUUAUAUUUUAUUUGAACAAAAUUAUUACUGCCUCAUUUUUAUUAUGUGUAUUUAAAGUCUAUUGUUUGCUUAGGUCUUUUUUAUUACCAGAAAAAAAUGAUGCGAUAAUUAUUACAAUUAUUACAGAAUAAUUAACAGAUUACUUGAAAUACCAAAAUAAUCAUUAGGGAUCGUCCUAAGGGAUGUAUUAUACAUAUUUUGAUUCUGUAAGAUAAAUGUUUUUGAGGUCCAAGCUGAUUUCAUUUUUAGUUUUUAGAUGAUUUUUGAACAUUGUUAUGCCUUUUUGUAAAUGCAACCAAACCUUUUUUGUAACAAGUAUACAAAACUGUUUGACAGAAAAUAGAUUUAUAAUUACAAUAUUUUAUAGCGCUUUAAAAAUCAGUGCUGUUCAAUACAGUGCUCAAGUAUUUAAUGUGAAUUUGCAUCCAUAAACGAAAAUGUUUUGUACCAUAAAUCCUAUUAAAACUAGUAAUCCCA
Molecule: messenger RNA, 4780 nt
Organism: Carassius gibelio (silver crucian carp)
Lineage: Eukaryota; Metazoa; Chordata; Actinopteri; Cypriniformes; Cyprinidae
Product: rho GTPase-activating protein 20-like
Exons: 15
Coding region: 193-2964 (923 amino acids)
Biological process (GO): signal transduction; regulation of Rho protein signal transduction
Molecular function (GO): GTPase activator activity
Source: RefSeq, a predicted model, not a curated record